This is a messenger RNA of Cataglyphis hispanica, 2877 nucleotides long. RefSeq lists its product as uncharacterized. Bases 2026 to 2442 code for a protein of 138 amino acids. Lineage: Eukaryota; Metazoa; Arthropoda; Insecta; Hymenoptera; Formicidae. The record is from RefSeq and is a predicted model, not a curated record. The transcript is spliced from 6 exons.
GAUAUUCCGAUUGAAAACUAUUAGAAUAAAUAUAUAUAUAUAACAAGUGAGAAUAUAGUACACAGACCACAUUGCUAUUUUAAAUAAUUUACAUAAUAAUUCAUUUAGCAUAAUUUUUAUAAAAAAUAAUUACAUAAAACCAACAUAACACAAUAGAAUUAUUAGAUUCAACUCGAUAAAGCCAAUUUCUUUACAUUAUGCAAAUAGUAGACAUCGUUUAAAAAAAUUUCAAAAAAUAUUUGCAUAUUCUGCAAACGAUAUAUUGUACGAUAUUGCACGGCGGAAACGAGCAAUAUUCUUUUCGAUUUCUUUGAAUUUCUAUAAUACGUUUCUCCCGUUUCAUCUCCACCUUAUUUUGCUAUGUGUCACAUGUGCCAUAUGCAUAUGGGUUACCGGAGCAAAAAAAGAAUAGGAAAUAAUAUAUAAAACGGUAAACGUUUGUACAAAACGUUUAGUGACAGCGUAUCGCUAUACGUGAUAUGUGUCGAGCAAAUACUGACUGCGAGGAGAAUUGACGGCUCACUUUUCGCAUAAAAGUUGUCGAGCAUACAUUUCCGCGAAGUUUCGUAAUAACGAUGUCAUUUUUUAUCGUGAUAACGAGAGAAUAAUAUCGUUCAUUAGGUGUAAAAUUUUGACUUUUUAAAACAUUUCCUCGAAGGAAGCGUAGAAAUAUAGAGAUCUGCAAAUUCGAGAUACCGUAUAAGAGGUCAGCCAUUAACCGACAAAGUUCUAAUUAAUGGAUUACGUGCAAACACAUCUGUACGUGCUACCGCAUAUACGAGAUAAAGUGCAGAUGUGUAUAAGAAUAUAUCGACUUAAAAUUAGCAGCUUAUCAAGAAGAUAAUGGAUGAGACAGGCUUUCGAUGAAAAUCUCGUCUUAUAUAUUGCAGCGGCACAUGCGCGGAUAACGAAGACGCGCAAGGUAGUCGCGUUUUCGGUCAGUCGGCCGAGAGCCGUCGAGGUACUCGAAUUGUAUGCAAAUUUCGUUAUCCGUGACAUACGCACGAGGUUUCGAAGCUCAUCGUCACUGAAGGUUGACAGAAACUACAUACUAUCUACACAGAAAAUAUCUAUUCUCGCGAAGUAAAAUGCAUAAAUGCUGGAAGAUCGAUAUUAAGGCUCAAAAUUGUGCUCUAUCGAUGGAGAGAGUGGAAAUAUUUUUCGUGGAAUAUAUUUCGUGAAUUUCCUCACGCGGAUAAAUUUGCAUGUGAAGACUCGCGCAACCGUGAUUAAUCGCAGUUGAAAACGAGAAAAGGCUGGGACUCUGAAAGUUCGACAAAGAAAUCCAAAAAGAACACACGAACGUGACUCGACUGAUAGAAUCGAGACCGACGAACUUCGAGCCGCUAGUAAAUUUCUGAGGAUACCCUGGCGUGCUGGUGACAGAGAAAAAUCGAUCUUUAAGUGUCCAACUCUAAUUGUUGUCAUAAAGAUUACACUAUUGACAUAAUUAAAAGAUAUAUUUUAUAAAAACGUAGUAUUAAUGAAGAUAUAUAUCAAAAAUCAAUGUAUAAUUCGGAGUAUCGAUAUAAAUCUAGUUCAUUAAUUACAUAAUUUACCAAAUAUAUUUAAUAUAAGAGAUACAGUUUCCCUCAGACUUUGUUUUUUAAGAGCUAGAGAAUUUUUUUGAAUCAUUUAGACCGGUAAUUAAAAUUUGCGCGCUACACUUAUUGUUAGACAAAAAGUGUGAAUAUAUCAAAUCAGAAGAAACUUUAUGAAUCGCUUUCAAUUUUUAUACAAAAGAACUAUAACGUCGACAUUCAUACAAAGAUAUUGCGCCGACAUAUAAUACGUCAAACUACCGAAUGUGUUCGGCGAAGAAGCUAAUCUGGUGGAAGUUAGUGUGCACGAAGGUUAAUACUCGUAUCCCUCCAACUAGAACCACAUUGAAGAGAAUAUAGCAAGUUGGUCAAGCAUGAACAAGGGAAGAUCCGGUGCGACAACUACCCGAAAAAUUUUCGAAGAACUCGUGUCACAAAGAUUUCACAAACUAUAAAUUAAUUUCCAGUUGCAGAACAAAGGAAAAUGUCAACAGGGGUGAGAGCUGGUCGACCCACUAUGCCAACAAUUUCGAAUUCUAAAAGGCCUACAAUCCUGGUAUAUCCAACGGUAACGCCGGAAAGCAUAAUAAUACCCAUCGUCUCCUGCAUUCUGGGGUUUCCAUUGCUGGCAUUAAUGGUAAUUUGUUGCCUACGGAGAAGAGCGAAACUCGCUAGGGAACGAGCUCGACGAAGAAACUGUGAUUUGGAUCAUGGCGCAUUGAGCCUCGUUCGUUUCAGCCCGGUUCAUCGUCUAGCUGGUGUAGAUCGUCCGGCACGUACCGUAUCUUUGAGAAGUGACCGAGGCUCCCGAAGCUUUCCAUCCCUAGAACUGGACACCGUUGUCGAGGAACGUUCGGAUCCCGAACAAAGCACCGCUCUGGAAUUGAGUAGUCCUGAUUAGCAUUCGGCCUUGACACCGUCAAGGUCUCCACGGCCAUCGAAAUCUUUGGCGGUGCCGUUACCUAUGGAUCAUAGUCCAUUAUGGACGGCUUUGACGCAUGCUAAUGCGGUCUCUGCGGCCUUGGGAGAUACCUAGCAGGAGGUGGAAGAUGGCAGCUAUAUUGAAGCUCUUGUUCGAGAUCUGCCAAUCAUUUACUAAUUAGCCAAUCUCUCCGAAUGAAUAUCUUAUUAAAGAAUUCAAGAACAAGGCUGGCCAAUUUAUUCAAAAUUAUUGUAUCAUACCAUGGCAAUAAUUGCGCUAAAUACAAAACAUACUCUUUUAAAUCAAGAGAAAUAAAGGAAAUAAACUUUAUGAAAAAACAUUCUUCGAAAGCAUCAUAUCCUUGUAUGCAUGUGUAACAAAUCAUCAUGAUGCAUGUGAAAUUUUAUACUACUA